AUGCCUCAACUGGAUAAAUUCACUUAUUUUUCACAAUUCUUCUGGUUAUGCCUUUUCUUCUUUACUUUCUAUAUUUUCAUAUGCAAUGAUGGAGAUGGAGUACUUGGGAUCAGCAGAAUUCUAAAACUACGGAACCAACUGCUUUCACACCGGGGGAAGACCAUCCAGAGCAAGGACCCCAACAGUUUGGAAGAUCUCUUGAGAAAAGGUUUUAGCACUGGUGUAUCCUAUAUGUAUGCUAGUUUAUUCGAAGUAUCCCAAUGGUGUAAGGCCGUCGACUUAUUGGGAAAAAGGAGGAAAAUCACUUUGAUCUCUUGUUUCGGAGAAAUAAGUGGCUCACGAGGAAUGGAAAGAAACAUAUUAUAUAAUAUAUCGAAGUCCUCUCCUUCAAAUACUGGAAGGUGGAUCACUUGUAGGAAUUGUAGGAAUGACAUAAUGCUAAUCCAUGUUGUACAUGGCCAAGGAAGCAUAAAAUGA
Messenger RNA from Brassica napus (rape), 477 nucleotides. NCBI's taxonomy places the organism in Eukaryota, Viridiplantae, Streptophyta, Magnoliopsida, Brassicales, Brassicaceae. The record is from the annotation of a RefSeq genome assembly.